AUGGGUAUGAGAUUGGUGUGGUUGCUUGAGUUUGUACGUGGUGAGUUUGCUGAGAUGGGACCAGGGUUUGAAGAGACAUCACCAUCGGUUGGAUCAGAAGAAUAGAAAGUAAAUGAAGGUGGGAGUAGGAUUUGAAAGUUUUGUAGGAGGGUAUGUAUGUAGAGGAUUUGGGAGGAGUUGGAGGAGAUAGGCUAGAAAGGUAUAUGUUGAGUGCAUGGGAUGAAUAGAGAGGGGGGGGGAGUAAAGUGGAAGUAAAGAAGAUGGUGUUGCCAGAGACAGGUGAGCAGAAGGAUAGUGAUAUUUUAGUAAUGAGUGAAAUUAGUAUGAAAGUGAAAAAUAGAAGGGGGAACAUUAUUUAGAGAAAAUGUGUUUUGUUGUAUAAAUAUGAAGAUUAUACAUCUGUAUGUAUAUAAUCAUAGGCAUAAAUAUACACAUAUACCUAUGGCUAAGGGUGCAGUUUGUUAACAGAAGGAUUUCGGGUGAGGAGAGGUUUAGUGAUUUGAUUGGUGUGUUUUGAAGACCAGCUAAUCUGCACUAUCUUAAGCAUGGGACCAGGAACCAGACAGAGACAGAACUAGAUGCAAAAACACCUUUAUUAGUAAAUAACAAAGAAAUUACCAAAAGCAAAGUCCAGGAGGCAAGCAGGGGUGCAGUCACCAAAGCUGGUAGUCAGACGAGCCAGGAUCAGAAGAACGGAGAGCAGCGAAGUCAGGAACAAGGCCAGAGUCAGGAACCAGGAACAAACAGGAAACACAGGAACAAGGAGACUUCUGUGGAACAGGAAGCCACGCAAGGGUAAGGAGGUACUGGGAUUUGCUGCUUAAAUAGGCUGCACUGAUUAGCAACAGGGUUGAUUACUAUUCUCAGGUGAGUAACCGUGGCAACAUACUGAAGGAGCUGAUCGUUAAUCUCAUCUGAAAACUCAGACACUGAAAAAGGAAGGGUUGCUGUUUAAAACGGCAAAGAAACCCUGACAGGUAAUGACCAUGGGGUGGCUUGGGCAGCCUUCCAGAGAUGAUACCGCUGCUUAGUAGAUACUGCAGGGUUUGGUUGCUUGUGAGUAGUGGGUAUAGUUAAUCAAUGUCUUCAUACUUCAGCAGAUUUAUUGGAACGUUUCGAUUUCUUGAUAAAGAUCCCUGAAGUGAUCGAAACGUUGCUGUAUCUGUCAUGAUUUUCCAAUAAAUCUGCUAAUGUAUGAAGACCUUGACUGCCUGGACUACUUUGCAGUUCCUUGUUUUUUGGUAUGAUUUUGUUUUUGAUUUGCUAUGCAUUUACAGCUGUGAGAACAAGGGGGAAGGGUCAGCGCUAAAUAACAAGAAUAAGCAGCAACCCAAAAAAGGGAAUCCCUCAAAACCCUUAAUAAAACAAGCUAGAGGAUGGGGGUAAGGGCUGCUCUAAGGGCUAGUAACAUUAGUCUAAAACAAUAAAAACCAGACCAAAUGGUCUAAAUGGAUAAACAACAACAAGUAAACCUAUGUAGAUAAUAAAAAAUGGUGGAGAAUAAAAACUUUCACUUGAGACAACAGAAUAAAAAUAGAUCCGUCCAGAUCUAAAUAUAUUAUGGAGGUAAAUAAAAAGUCAUAUAAAAGUCUCACUAAUAUAUCUGGAAAAGGUAGGGGUACAGUCCUCGGGAGUUGAUCUGUCCGGAUUGAUAAAAUAUCCGUAUAUGUGGAGACAAAAGGAGAAUACGACAAGCAGCCGGUAGUGUAAUAUUGUAAAAUACAAUGGUAAAAUAGAUAAAAGGAAGGUAAUACACUCACAUUUGUGAGAGCUUUAACCAGCUCUGGGGUGAAUUAUUCUCCACCGUUUUUUAUUAUCUACAUAGGUUUACUUGUUGUUGUUUAUCCAUUUAGACCAUUUGGUCUGGUUUUUAUUGUUUUAGACUACUGUUACUAUCCCUUAGCGCAGCUCUUACCCCCGUCCUAUAUUUACAGCUGUGAGACUAACUGACUUUGCCACAGAUGGACUCCAAUCAAAGUGUAGAAACAUCUCAGAGAUGAUCCAGACAAAUGAGAUGCAUCUGAGCUAAAUUUUAAAUGUCAUAGUGUAAGAAAUUAUGACCCUUGUAGUUUCUAGGUUCGACUCUUACCUGGCUUGUCAAUUCUGUAAGAAAUUAUAACCCUCUUAAAAGGUUAUUCUUUUUGUGAAUGUGUGACAAACAGGACACAAAGACAAGUGUAUAAAAUAAAUGUAUUGUUAAUAUUGAUUUAGGAUACUGUUACAGAUUUAUGCAAUUCACAUUAUAACCAUAUCCAGUCCAAAACCGAAAGAUACAUAGUAAAAGGGCAAUAUUUAAACAUUUAAAUGAAGAUCCUCACCUUGCGCCUUCAUCUUUGGUAGUCUGGGAUAGUUUCUAUCAAUUCACCAUGGCACCUCUGCUUUGCCAUGCUGUCCUCCCCAAAAGAGACAAAGGGAGAAAAGAGAGCAACCUCCUUGGCUUUUGUCCUUUUAAAGACUGUUUCUUGCAGUCCUUAACUACAUGUCUCAGAAUCCCAUUCACCUCCCAAAAAGCGGUUAAUCCAGCCCCCCUUUUCCAGAGAGCUCUGUCUUUACACAAGUCUUUCCCUUUGAUCUCUUCCCUCCAGUUAUACUACAACACCCUGUAAGAAGUGACCGAUUAGGUUAGGUUUCUGAGUAAGUUGGACAGGAUGGGUUGGGAAAACACAUACUUCCAUGGUUACACAUAGAUGUUAAUAACUAAGAUCUUCUGAUCUUUUAUUUUAGCUGGGUGCUGUAAAAUGCAACAGAAAGUGCUGAUCUUUGUCACACUGUUAUCAAGUAGAUGACCCCAAGUUGUGAAACCAGUCACAUACACAGAAAGUUAUUUACAAUAUUGCAGUUUUGCAUAUCAAGUUAUUACAUUCCCCACCUAGUGGGCGAAUGACUCAAAAUUAAAAUGGCCCAUCUUAAAUAAAUACAGUAUUUUAUUAUGUAUGUUUUGAAUAUAUUUGUGUUUUACUGAGACACAAGUGAUUUGACAACCACAUAUUUAAAAUUUAGGGUACUGCGAGGCAUAAUUUAGCCAAAUCAUUGAGGCACUCACAGUCAUCUUCUUUCACCAAUAAUUUGAAAUCCUUCAGCCCUAAUAGGCUCAGCAUAGGCUCACUGCAACCAUUUUAUUUCACUCCCAUCUCACUCGGUUACCUGUGCCACCAACACUGCUUCCACCACACAGUUCCUUUAACCUUGGCCUUGCAUACUUUGAGCUUUUAGGCCUCUGACCUCUGCCACCUGGUGUAUUUUCACACCAGAAGCUGUUCGCUUAUAUACAGUUGCAAGAAAAAGUAUGUGAACCCUUUGGAAUGAUAUGGAUUUCUGCACAAAUUGGUCAUAAAAUGUGAUCUGACCAUCAUCUAAGUCACAACAAUAGACAAUCACAGUCUGCUUAAACUAAUAACACACAAAGAAUGAAAUGUUGCCAUGUUUUAAUUGAACACACCAUGUAAACAUUCACAGUGCAGGUGGAAAAAGUAUGUGAACCCUUGGAUUUAAUAACUGGUUGAACCUCCUUUGGCAGCAAUAACUUCAACCAAACGUUUCCUGUAGUUGCAGAUCAGACGUGCACAACGGUCAGGAGUAAUUCUUGACCAUUCCUCUUUACAGAACUGUUUCAGUUCAGCAAUAUUCUUGGGAUGUCUGGUGUGAAUCGCUUUCUUGAGGUCAUGCCACAGCAUCUCAAUUGGGUUGAGGUCAGGACUCUGACUGGGCCACUUCAGAAGGCGUAUUUUCUUCUGUUUAAGCCAUUCUGUUGUUGAUUUACUUCUAUGCUUUGGGUCAUUGUCCUGUUGCAACACCCAUCUUCUGUUGAGCUGGUAGACAGAUGGCCUUAAGUUCUCCUGCAAAAUGUCUUGAUAAACUUGGGAAUUCAUUUUUCCUUCAAUGAUGGCAAUCUGUCCAGGCCCUGACGCAGCAAAGCAGCCCCAAACCAUGAUGCCCCCACCACCAUAUUUCACAGUUGGGAUGAGGUUUUGAUUUUGGUGUGCUGUGCCUUUUUUUUGCCACACAUAGUGUUGUGUGUUUCUUCCAAACAACUCAACUUUGGUUUCAUCUGUCCACAGAAUAUUUUGCCAGUACUGCUGUGGAACAUCCAGGUGCUCUUGUGCAAACUGUAAACGUGCAGCAAUGUUUUGUUUGGACAGCAGUGGCUUCCUCUGUGGUAUCCUCCCAUGAAAUCCAUUCUUGUUUAGUGUUUUACGUAUUGUAGAUUCGCUAACAGGGAUGUUAGCAUUUGCCAGUGACUUUUGUAAGUCUUUAGCUGACACUCUAGGAUUCUUCUUCACCUCAUUGAGCAGUCUGCGCUGUGCUCUUGCAGUCAUCUUUACAGGACGGCCACUCCUAGGGAGAGUAGCAGCAGUGCUGAACUUUCUCCAUUUAUAGACAAUUUGUCUUACCUUGGACUGAUGAACAGCAAGGCUUUUGGAGAUACCUUUAUAACCCUUUCCAGCUUUAUGCAAGUCAAUAAUUCUUAAUCGUAGGUCUUCUGAGAGCUCUUUUUCUGCGAGGCAUCAUUCACAUCAGGCAAUGCUUCUUGAGAAAAGCAAACCCAGAACUGGUGUGUGUUUUUUAUAGGGCAGGGCAACACUUCCAAUCUCAUCUCAUUGAUUGGACUCCAGUUGGCUGACAUCUCACUCCAACUAGCUCUUGGAGAUGUCAUUAGUCUAGGGGUUCACAUACUUUUUCCACCUGCACUGUGAAUGUUUACAUGGUGUGUUCAAUAAAAACAUGGCAACAUUUCAUUAUUUGUGUGUUAUUAGUUUAAGCAGACUGUGAUUGUCUAUUGUUGUGACUUAGAUGAUGAUCAGAUUACAUUUUAUGACCAAUUUGUGCAGAAAUCCAUAUCAUUCCAAAGGGUUCACAUACUUUUUCCUGCAACUGUAGUGUAAUGAAGAGACCACACAAGGGAGAAACACAGUUUAUUGUUUGUAGUGGGGUUCUGAGUGUGAAGGUGCACAUUUAUUGAAAGGUGUAUAGCUGGAGUGGAGUUAUUUACAAUAUUGCAGUUUGCAUAUCAAUUUCUUACAUUAGCAAAUGGUCUGAAUACAUUGUUAGUUACGGAAAUAUUUGGAUACUGACACAAGUUUUGUUAUUUCUGCUGUUUAUCACAUUCAAGUUAAAUAUUGAAAAUUGGCCUAAAGUGCAGUCUCUCAACUUUAAUUUGAGGUUAUUCACAUCCAAAUUGGAGGAAGGGUUUAGGAAUUACAGCUCUUUGUAUGUAAUAUAUAGCCCACUCUAUUUCAAGGGACCAAAGGUAAUUAGGCAGUUGACUCAAAAGCUGUUACAUGGACCGGUGUGGGCUAUUCCUUUGUUAUUUCUUCAUCAAUUAAGCAGGUAACCAUUAUUUUUUUUAAUAGCCACACACCUGACAGCACCCACACUCACACCCUUAAAAUGUACCAUUUCCCUCUUUUUUUUUUUUUAAAUGUUGUGAAGUAUACUAUAGUUCUCCAUUUUAUGAUGAGAUGUGAUUUAAUUAGUUUACAAUCACCUAUGCAUAGUCUGGUCAGUGAUUUCAACUAUAGCUGUGUUCUUAUGAAAACAAUCAUCAGAACACCGUUUUGACUUCUCAUGCUUACAUUGGCCAAGUUGGUGAGAAUUUGGAAUACCAUGAAUGUGUAUGACCCUACUUUUUGGUUUACUAUGAAACUACAAUUCUCCCCAUAUAUCUUGGCUGAGCCGUGUUUUAAUAGCCUUACAAAGGCUUAAAUUUGGAUUUGCUUAUGUUUCUCUUCUUAGUUAUAAAAUGAGUACAACGUACCAACCACCUAACUGAUUAACUAUAUUAUUAAACUAUAUAUUUUAUUAAUAAAGCUAUGUACUUGCAAAAAAUAAAUUUUAUUUUAUUUCAAAGGUAUCUUCUGCUGCUUCAGAUGAACUUCAAAGAGAUUCAGAAUUACAAAGAAAAAAUGAAGAAAAAGAGGCCAAACAGCAAUCAAUGAAUCCACCUGCACUGCUGAAACCACCCCCUCCACCUCCCAUUGUAAAAAAAUCCACAACCAAGGUCUCACCAGUUUUCACAAACAACUCUGUAGAAGCAAGAGAGGCCUUAAUGGAAGCUAUUCGCUCUGGCAGUGGUGCAUCAAAAUUAAAAAAGGUAGAGUUGCAUAGCCCAAGCAUAUAUUGUAUAUAACAUAUGUAUAGAAUUAACAUAUGUUAAUAUGUUAACAUAUGUUAAUUCUCCCUAUUCACACCUUCCUGCAUGUGACUUGUACAGCCUUCUUCAACACUCCCUUUAAAGUGAGAUCUAAUGUUUACACUUCCUUUAUUUAAUUUAGAAUUUUGUAUCUUGUGCACUGUUAAUAUCUUGGUAGGCCUUGCAGGCUCUUUUUUCUGGGAGAUGCCUAUUGUUUAGGUAUCCUUUGGUGGGGGAUGGAAGGGUCCAGACAAGUGAUCUUCAUUAGAGUGAGUGAACCUAAACUGAUGGAUUGGAGGGUAGCUGACAUUUAAUAUUGAUGCGUGUUUUUUUAAGUGAAAACUCCACGGUUAUUAGUUCAGGGAACCCAGAGUCAGCGGGAAUGCGUCCCCCCAGCACUGAUAGCCAAGUGGCCAACAUCAUGUCCUCUCUAACACCAUGCAUGCACGAGGGCAACUGCAGUCUGAACCUUUCCCACCAUAACCCCUUCUAUUAAAUGAUAUAUAGAGAGUUAACGUAGCAAUGCACAGCUCUGUGUGUGUAUGUAGACUCAUUUUUGUUCUAGAGAUCUAUAUAUAAACUGUACACUACAGGGCUCCCUUUAACCAAUGCUGCCAUAAAGCAUGCUUGCAAUUUAAGGUGAAUAUCUUUAUCCUUUUGUACAGGAACUAUUGACCUGAGUAUUUGGUGUGUUUCACUGAUCAUGAAUUAGUGAGAUAACAUCCUUUUUCUGUAGACUCACGUCUAUCAUUUUUCCACCCUAGUAUUGUCAUAUCCACCAUUAUUUCCUAGACACAUUUCUACAGGCUGGUGAUGCAGUUCCUGUCAUUUCUUUAGGAAAGCAUAUAAUUUAUGCUUCAUUCCACCCCCCUCCCCAUGACUCAUAUCCUGCAACUGUAAAAAAGUUCUCAGUGAAUACUUUUCUAGCAACCUAUUCAUUACCCCUACUUAUACCUUUUGUGUCACUAUACUCCAUUCACUCUAGCAUGUAAGCUCAUUGAGCAGGGCCCUCAACCCCUUUGUUCCUGUGCGUCCAUUUGUCUGGUUACAAUUAUGUGUCUGUUAGUCCACCUAUUUGCUGGCGCUAUUUAAAUAAUAAAAUAAUAAUAAUGUCUACUGCUGUAGUAUAUAGCAUUCCAAUGCUAGAGAGAGUUAUCCGUUCACUAACAAAACAGGUAUAUCUCUCAGUGUGCGUGUGUGUUAUUGAAUGUGUGAGUGAGUGAAUGAAUGAGUGUGUGUGUGUCUGUCAGUGUGUCUGUCUGUUAGUGAGUCUGUGUGUAUAUCUGUGAGUGUGUCUCUCAGUGUGUGUCUGUGAGUGAGUGAGUGUAUGUCUGUCAGUGUGUGAGUGAUUGUGUGUGUCUGUGAGGCAGCCUGUGUGUGCUGCAUGGACAGUGGUUUAACUUAUAAAUGGAAGAAAUGGUCAGUUAAGCAAUGAGGCUUAGAGAAUGAUCUAUACACAAACACUGCUUAAAUAAGCUAAAUUUAUUUUGGUGACUAUAGUGCCCCUUUAAGAUUUCCAAUUGAUUCAAUACUGUUAGAACAACUUUCCAAAUGAUUUAUGUACAGAAGUCAACAUUAACGUGUAUGGGACAUUUUGUAAAUAAAUCAUUUUGAAAAAAAAUUCUCACAGUAUUGAAUCAUUUGGAAAGUGUAUUAAAUCAAGGCCUUGGUCCUGUGGCAAAAAAAUAAAUAUAUAAUUUCCUUUUUUUAUCUUCAUCAGAGCUAUUAUUUAUUAUGCACCAUUUGUAAACAUUGAACUUCAUAUUUCUCUGAUAUAUUUGUCGCCAGGAUUGCAGUCUGCUUGAACCAUAUGGAAACAAUAUUUGAAAUUAAAAUCUUCUCAGUCUAAAAGCCCUGUGCACAGUUAUGAAAAGUAAUGUAAAAAGAAAACUGUGUGGUUUGAGAAGAAAAAUAUUGACAGGCAGCAUGCAAUCUGCUUGCGCUGUUCCAUAAAUUUAUAUAUGAACUUUGUCAUUUAAGCAGCCCUCAACAGUUACUUUUCCCAGAGAAGACUAUAGAGAUUUAAGCAUUAUAGUAAUUAAUCUGUUUUAUGCACUGAUUAGCUUUUAAUAAAAUAUAGCAUCAUCUAUAACUUGUUUCAGAGAUCUCAGUUACAAAAAACUAAAUAUUGUAGAUCACCAAUGUGAAUUGCAUGUCAAACAUGAAAUUGUUUAUUGUGAGGAUUAAUAUGGAUUUUGGAUCCCAUUAUACAUUCACAUGAACAAUUUUACCAUGGACAAGUUACAUAUAUAGCUAUUUUUUAUAUAGCUAUUUUUACACUAUUUUUAGCUGACUGACUCAAUGAAUAUUUUUGUUCAGUGUUUACAGAUGAAAAUGAAGGAAAGGGGCCUCAGUUAGGAAAAAGGACACAAGUAAUUUGUUACAUGUGAGUUUACAGAGGAAAAACAAAUAAGUCCAUGGGACCUGAUCGAAUACACCCAAAGUUAUUAAAAGAGUUUAGCGGUGUACUAGCAAAACCAUUAACAGAUUUAUUUAACCAAUCAUUGUUAACAGGAGUAAUCCCAGAAGAUUGGAAGUUAGCGAAUGUUGUGCCCAUUCAGAAGAAAGAUUGUAGGGAGGAGUCGGGCAACUAUAGGCCAGUAAGCCUUACUUCAGUAGUGGGGAAAGUAAUGGAAACCAUGUUAAAGGAUAGGAUUGUUGAACAUCUAAAAUCACAUGGAUUUCAAGAUCAGUGACAACAUGGGUUUACUUCAGGGAGAUCAUGCCAAAGUAAUCUUAUUGAUAUUUUUGAUUGGGUAACUAAAAUAUUAGAUCAGGGUGGUGCAGUAGACAUUGCUUACCUAGACUUCAGUAAGGCUUUUGACACUGUUGCGCACAGAAGGCUUAUCAAUAAACUACAAUUUUUAAGUUUGGGUUCCAAUAUUGUUGAAUGGGUAAGGCAGUGUCCGAGUGACAGGCAACAGGGGGUUGUAGUAAAUGGAGUAUAUUCGAAGCAUGGGCUUGUCACCAAUGGGUUACCUCAGGGAUCUGUACUUGGACCCAUUCUAUUUAAUAUUUUUAUUAGUGAUAGUGCAGAAGGUCUUGAUGGUAAGGUAUGUCUGAUGAUACUAAGAUAUGUAAAAAUUAAAUAAGGUAGGCACACUCAAUAUAAAAUAUAUGCAAGCUCCCAAGUGGAGCUCUGUGAAAAUACAAUAUGGGGUGCUCACUCACAUAAGGCUUUAUCCCCAAAAGCCCAAAUUCAUGUAAAUAACAAUAGAGUAAGGAGCACAACCAUCAAUAGUAAUAAAACAAUCUUUAUUAAGUGGGUAUACUCUAUAAGAAUAUCACAUAACAUAAAGAUCCAAAAUAUAGGAUCAUGUCACGCUAUGCAGCAAUGAUCAGAAAAAUUAUGAAAAUAUAAGUAUAAACACCAAAAGCGUCUUAUAUGAAUAACAGAGUAGCAAUAUACAAAAAUAGAGAAAUAAAAUAUCAGUCUAAUCCAACCCCACAAACAUAGAUAUAAAUAUACAAAACUAUAGAACAAUAAGCGUGCCAGACCUAGUGAGAAGCAGGGACAGAGUCAGUCACCAAAACACCCCCAACGUUUCUGCAAAAAUGCCUUUAUCAAGGGAGCAUGUUGAGAGAAACUAAAUCCUGUUAUUAUAUACCCAAAAUAAAACACAAAAAUUGAAAAAACCUGAAAAAAAUGGGUGGCCACCCAUGAUGACUGGGAUCCUCCCAACCAUGAUACACCUGUUCAUGGUUGUCAAGGGAACCAGAAAGCCCUGACCUAUAUACAUAUCCAAAUGCAGAUUCACAAGUAAAAUACAUAAACAAAAAUACUUAAUAUAAAGAUACAAAAUCGACAUGAAACAUGCAGGCAAGAUAUUAAGUAUGCAUGUAGUGGAUAUAGUAGAAACAUAUUAUAAUAUAAACAAGAAUAUGAAUAUUACAUCAGUAUUGAGAUAAAGAUAUAAAGAUCAAUUGUCCCAAAUGGUAAGGCAGUUUGAAAAAAAUAAAAAAUAAAUAAAAACAUAAAAAAGAGAAACAAUCAAAAGUAAAUGUCACAAAAUACCUGGUGCAGAGAUUUGAUCUACAAGCUUAAACUGAUGCAAAGAGGAAUGAAAAUAUAGACCGGAGGCGUGAGCAGCAUCAAACGAUUAAAAAUCGCCGAACCCGGAAGUAAGCUGAAUCUGGUGGAAUGCACAUGCGUUCCAAUAUAGAAAUAUGUCUGUUCGCAUGCUGUGCCCAUGCACACUCAGUCGGCACUGGUGAGACCUCACUUGGAGUAUUGUACGCAGUACUGGAGACCAUAUCUCCAGGAGGAUAUCAAUAAUUUAGAGAGAGUUCAGAGAAGGGCUACUAAACUGGUUCAUGGAUUGCAGGAUAAAACUUACAAGGAAAGGUUAAAGGAGCUUAACAUGGAUAGCUUGGCGGAAAGACGAGACAGAAGGGAUAUGAGAGAAACAUUUAAAUACAUAGAGGGAAUCAACACCGUAAAGGAGGAGACUAAUAGAAGAAAAAUUACCACAACAAGAGGACUUAGUCUUAAAUUAGAGAGACAAAUGUUUAAAAUUAAUAUCAGGAAAUAUUACUUUACUGAUAGAGUAGUGGAUGCAUGGAAUAGCCUUCCAGCUGAAGUGGUAGAGGUUAACACAGUAAAGGAGUUUAAGCAUGCAUGGGGGAAAGGCAUAAGGCUAUCCUAGCUAUAAGAUAAGGCCAGGGACUAAUGAAAGUAUUUAGAAAAUUGGGAAGACUAGAUUGGGCCGAAUGGUUCUUAUCUGCCGUCACAUUCUAUGUUUCUAUAUUAAGAAUGAUUACAUUUCUAGGAUGGCUCCACUGUAUCUGAGUUAAUUAGAUCAAGUAUCUCAUUGUAGCCCCAUGGUAAUAUGCUAGUCAGCAUGAAGUUACAUCAUAAUUAUGUAGUUAUGAAAAAAGACUUGUAUACAUCCUGCUGAACGUUUUCCACAUUUGUUUCUACUGUUGAUCCAAAAGUAGGAAAAAAAACAAACAAAAAACCCUGUAGAUGUGUAAAGUGCUUUUCAAUUAUCCAACAAACUAGGAUAAAAAGAACCUGUUAACCUGUAUCGUGAGAACACACUGUCUAAUAUAUACACACACACAUUGCCUAAUACAUACACUGCCUCACCCACACACACACAAACACAAACUAGGGUAUGGAUUUUUUUUUUUAAAUCUAUUUGUCCAAAGGGACUAAAGUUGACCCAUACACACACUGACUCAUGCACAAACACACUGCACACAAACUGACUCAUGCAUAAACACACUGCACACAGGUGCACACUGACCCAUACACACAUAAACUACACAUUCUCUGACACUCACAUACAGCACAGAUUACCAGCAGCAGCCUGUCCCAUGCUUACUAUGCCUUUACAGCGUGUUGGCUGACGGUUAUUACGUCAUUCUAAAUCCCGGCAGCAAUGAAUCCUGAGCAUUGUGAGGAGCGGGUGGAUGCUGCUGCUCCUCCUCACACUUCCCUGUGAGCUGCUUCAGGUCCAGUUACAGCAUUCCAGUAUGCCUGCUGGAAAUACACUGCCCAGAGAUACACCACCUCCACUAUAGGCAGCACCAAAAGAUUAAAAAGAUCUUCCUAUUCAACGCCCUUAACAGCAUGUCUGGGGCUUUAUAAAAUCCACAUCUUUGAUACUCACAAACUGCAUAAUACAUACAUUGAAAUACAUACAUACACCAACACACAAACACACACUCACACACUGUUUCCUCUAAGUCAGCUAUGCUUUUUUUUCAGUACUCUGAUUUGAAUUUUAAAUCCGGGGCAGGGCCUGACUAGCAUGGAGGACAGACGUGCUCUAGCAGAGCUCCUCAACAACCAAGGCAAUUAAUGGCACUUCUAGCCACACAAAGCCUGCAACAAGCGACAAAGCUCGACCUACUUCAUCCACAAUUGUGCUGGACACCGCUGCUGUGAUCUGUGACUCACCUGAUGCCUGUUAGGCGCACUCCUCACAGCAUGAGGCCUAGCGUGUGGCGGCCGGGGGAGGCGGCCGAUCUCUUGGUCCGGCAACGCAUGGUGAUAACACGAAACGAGCAAAAGCCCCGCUACUCCCCCCCGGACCAUCAGGGGUAGAAAUAGGACAGGAAUGCUUAGCCAGUUUCACACCUUACUUUUACUCUACAUAUAUAGACUAAAGCAUGUCUGAAACUGCCAGUAGAUGUGGGCGACUAUUUGUAUUUGUAUCCAUGUAAAUGUAUCUGCAUGUGCCUCGACCCUCUCAUACAGGUCGGGAUUAACUAUUAUGUCACACCUUUAGAUAAGCAACUCGACUUGUAUGCCUUGCUAGCCUACUAAACAAUAAGAGAAAUCUAAUGGUUGAACCUUACUCCUACUAACACAAAAAUGUGCCUGACUAGCAACUGUCACAACCUGUAUUGCAUGCUGAACUUAUAUAUAUCUUGAUACUGCUGUUGUGGCGAACCAAGGCUGUUUGUUAAAUUUGUGCACAAAAAAUAAAGAAAAUUUUAAAUAAUUUUUGAAUUAUCACUUUAAUGUGCCUCGACCCUCUCAUACAGAUUGGGAUUAACUAUUAUGUCACACCUUUAGAUAAGCAACUCGACUUGUAUGCCUUGCUAGCCUACUAAACAAUAAGAGAAAUCUAAAGGAUUGCAUUUACCAUCCCAUCUGUUCCGCUUUGAUACCUCACAUUGUUAUGAGGUAUAUGAUAUUGGUAACUUUGUAGGGGUAGCUGCAUGUGUACAUGGAAGAACAUGCUGAAAUGUCAUAAACCUACUCUCCUGUCUUCUGAUUCAGACACAGCCGCUACUCGGAAAUCCUGACAGUGAAUAUUCUUGGCAAAACAAAAAUGGAGCUGCACAAAGGUCAUACUUGGGUUCUCUGCAGUGCAGCAGGCUCAGUGGGCCCUGCAUCUAUCACUGUUGCAUACCACUUGGCUGGCACCAGGAUUAUAUCUUAAUAUCUUUAUGUAACAAUGUAUUUUAUCAAUAUAUUUUUUUUAGAUUCCCAUUCCUCCCUAUUUUACAGCCGUCUGUUGCUGUUCAAAAUCGCCUAAUAGAAAAUGAUGCAGGCAGAAAUCACACAUGAUUUUGAAAACCUUACUCACAAACAGGUUAUCACACUAAUAUUCUAUAUUUUGGUUUUUUUCCUCUACUAUGUUAGUAGCAGCAGAAACUUCCAUCAGCAACAAUAAUAACAAUGUUUCAAGUAUGUUUAAAUUUUCUAAUGAAUCAAGAAAUUAUUUAUCUGUCCAGAAGCAUAUUUAUCAGUAAAUGUACUACGUCUGGUCCUGGCACAGCAGGUGCAUGGGAAAGCAUUUUACAAGUCUAUAGCUUGUACAUGUGAAACAAAUACAUAAUUGCACAUAGACAUUUGUAGGAGGCAUGUUUGAGUGAUCAAAUGAAAACAUGUAUUGGAGGAGGUUGAUGUAUUGGAGGAGGUUGGGCCUAGGUCAGAGAGAAAGUGCAUCACUGUAGCUAUUACAGCUGGUUUAUUGGUUUUUGUGUCCAGUUGAUAAGAACAGAUAUAUAGUUCUCUUGUUUAUUUACAACCACAGAUGUUCCUUUCCCACCUCCAAAUGCUUGAGAAAAUAUUAUUUGGCCUUGUCCUUCUUUUCUUAUUUAUCAAACAAAUGAGGACUGAUAUAUACCUCAAACUUGCACAGAACAUUAUGUGCCAAUUAAAUUUGUACUUCUAGUCAACAUCUAUCUUCAUAAGAUAUUGUUUUUUUUUUUCCAACAUAGACUUUGAUUUAGCCCUUUAUUGAUACAGCUUCAGUUUGCUUGCAUUGUACUAAUGGACACAAGCAUUUUUGCUAUGUGUGUUCAACCGCAAUUACCAUCUUUUUCAUGUUUUACACUAACACAUAUUAGAUGCUAUUUUUAAAGGAUUAAAAAGGGGCUUUUUAGGAUGUGUCAUAUACAUAUAUAAAUAUUCUUAAUAUAAAAACAUGCAAAAAAAAACAAAAUGUUUUCUGUGUGCCUAUAGCUACUGUGGCAGAGUUCCUGAUGCUUUUUGCUAUGUCUCUGCCACAAUGUCGGUGCGCCAAUGUCAUGACACACAUGAUGUGAGAUCACUUUAUUUUAAACGGGAGUGGACUAAAAAGUCCUAAUUGGGAGAGUUAACAUUGAAAAUGGGAAAGGGGGGACCCUACCUUUAAUAAUCCUAAGGGAGAACAGGAAUAUAAAACAGGACAUAGAGAGAGAGAGACAAAAAAGGUAUACAUAUAAUGUGUAUGUAUAUCCAGCUAGGUAAUUCAAGAUCAGCUUAACAACUAGUCAGGUCUAAGCCUAUACUAUGCGCUGUCCCAGCAAUUGGACAAAAAAAUCAGGUAUAGCUAGAAGUAAGGUAUGGAAUCCUAGGCUUGAGAGGAAGGAGUUAAUUACCCCAAAAUAAUUCCUUUUGCAGCCCCCAAACCAAAACUCUGAGAGUAGGCCUGUACCUAUCACCUCUGCACUGUGGACUAACCACAGGUGCCUACUUGAACCUCUCUCCUUUCCUGAACGAAAAUAAAAUGGUAAAUAAAACUUAGCUAAAUAAGUGCAUAAGUGCUACCAAGUGGUAAGGUGAAAAACAAAAAAAGGAAAUAGCUCGACGUGCGUUUCGGUGUGUUAGCAAGCCGUCGUCACGAGCAGUGUCUGUGGACUGGCUCCAGUAUCUGUUUUAUAAGUCCAUUAUUGGUAAUCAACCAUUAAGUGUUAGUUACUGUGUAAAAGGGGGUAUGUAGAUGCCACCUUCUCAUGAUCGGUAUGUUUCCAUAGUGCUUAUUGGUCUCGUCCACUGAGGGGAGGUAUUGGAUCCGGUAUCUGUCAAUCGGAAAAGCACCUCUUCUCUGUGUUCAUUGGACGCUGCCCACGUGGGGCGGGUAUAUUAGCACUCAUCUAUGUAUGACGGUCGGGAGGUGUGGCUAAAGCUACUUUCUGUGCUCAUUGGGCUCUGCCCACGUGGGGCGGGUAUGUUGACAUGCAUCUAGGUGUGACGGUUGGGAGGUGUGGCUAAAUGACUUUGUCUCCUCGAUUACUGGUUAUUAGUUCCGUGGGCUCCCACAUAGAAGCCCAGAUGGGUGUGUGUCUGACGGCUUAACCCUCUGCCCUUAUUACAGACUGACCGGAUUUCUUCCUAUGAAAAGAGAAGAAAAAUAAAUAAAUAUAAGGAUACAAUAAAAUCUGAGUCUCUCUUUAACUCACUCAUCAUGGGUCUUGUACAGUCAUUUAUUCAAAAGGAUACUUCCCUCAGAUCUCGAGUCUGCAACAAACCCCUCACCCUUCACGAUCACAAAAACAAAUUUUAAGUUUAGAGGAAGAAGUGGCAGACGCGAACAAGAGAGAAAGAUUAGAAAGACAAUAAUUACCCAGAAUAACCAAUGCAGUGGCAUUUUUAAUUCUCACAAAAAACCCUAACUAUUGCACAGAUAUAACCCUUUUAAACCAUUCAAAGCUUUUAUUGAUGUCAACAAAUUUUACCCAGCACAAUGUAUAUAGAAGAAGCACACAGGCAAUUGAAUGACACAAACGUCUAUGAAAGACUUUCAUCAGAUCCCACUAUUACCAUACAAACUAUUUUAUCUUGUUUUUUUUUAAAAGGAUUAGAUUUAGGAAUUUUAAAUAAACAUGAAUUAAAUUUCCUGAAUAAGAAAUACCCCAUUGUCCCUGUUAUUUACUUCCUUCAGAAAAUACACAAGAACGAAAAGACACCCCCAGGUAGACCCAUAGUAUCGGUAUAGGCUCCCUCCUUUUUAAUCUUUCUCAGUGUAUCGAUACCCUCCUCCAACCCUCCGUCAAACACAUGAAGUCAUAUUUACAAGAUUCAAUGUCACUUUUAAACAUUUUAAAUAAUUGUAAUUGGGAACCAAAUUUUAUGCUAGUCACCUCCGACGUACAAUCCCUCUAUACCAUUAUACCUCAUACUUGUUUUUGUCUUGUAUGUUAGAAGUUCAUCCCUAUUUCUGUGUUUAAUCAUAUUAAUAGUAUCUAGUAAAUCUGUCUCUGGAUAUUUUUUUUCAACAAAUUUGUUGGGCAGACUAGAUGGGCCGAAUGGUUCUUAUCUGCCGUCACAUUCUAUGUUUCUAUAACAUAGGAUGUAAAGCCAUUAAAUACAUUUUAACCAAAGAAAAAAUAAUCUCUGAGGUACAAAUAGACUUUAUAUCAGAGGGUAUAAAUAUUAUUUAAAAAAAAAACAAUUACAUCUGGUUCCUCAACUCAUUUUACCUUCAGAAAAGAGGGAAUAACAUGGGCACCAGGUUUGCCCUUAGCUAUGCCAAUGUAUUCAUGUCAGACUGGGAAUCUACAGCUAUUUAUGACGAUCACACUUGGAGGGCAAACCUGGUCUCAGAUUUUAGAUACAUUGAUUACCUCUUUUUUAUCUGGGAUGGAUCCGAAGAUAGUCUUAUCUCUUUUAUAAAUAAUCUCAACACCAAUAAUAGAGGUAUAAUUUUAACACACAAAUUCAAUAGGGAACAAAUCAACUUUUUAGAUCUAAAUAUAUUUAUUUAAAAUGGGCAAUUACAAACAAACUAUUUUUCAAAAAAGUCUGCAUUAAUACGGCCAUUGAUAGAUCAAGUUGCCACUAUAAACCUUGGCUGGACAGUGCUCCCCGAAGCCAGUUUGUACGCCUAUGUAGGAAUUGUACUGACCUUGAAGACUUUAAUGAACAAGCAAAAGUUUUAAAAAAACAAAUUUGUUGAAAAAAAAUAUCCAGAGACAGAUUUACUAGAUACUAUUAAUGUGAUUAAACACAGAAAUAGGGAUGAACUUAUAACAUACAAGACAAAAACAAGUAAUGAAUCCAUACCUCUCCCUAUCCCUUUUAAUUAUAAUAACAAAAAUGGUGAAAUUAAAAAGAUUGUUAAAAAACAUUGGCACAUUUUAAGACACAAUGACAAACUUAGCCAAAUUAUACCUGAAAAGCCUGAUAUAGUUUUUAGAGGAGCUCCUAAUUUUAGAUCAAUUUUAACCACAAAUUUUACCAAAGAAAUUACACAAAAAAACUCAGCAUCUUUUUUUCCCCAAGUCAAAGAUUUUUAUAACUGCAAAUCAUGUAUUGUAUGUAAAACCACUGAUUCUACUGUACAGUGUAAAACCACACAAUUCACUUCAAAUAGGACUAAAAUGACCUACAAUAUUAAAGAAUGUAUUAACUGCCGUAUGAAAAAUGUAAUUUAUCUGCUUGAAUGCCCAUGUGGCUUCCAGUAUGUUGGAAUGACCACAAGGUGCUUAAAAACUAGGCUAAGUGAACAUUGCAGAAAUAUAAAAAAUGGAUACUUGAAUCACUCUGUAUCCAAACACUUUAUUAAGCAUAAUAAAUAUCCUAAAAUGCUGAAAUGUAUGGGGAUUAAAAAAUGUACGCUACCUUGGAGGGGAGGUGAUAUGAAUAAAAUUCUAGGUAAAACUUAAAUGGAAUGGGUCUACAAGUUAGAGACUCUUACACCCCAUGGUUUAAAUGCAGACUUUGACCUGUUUAACUUCUUGUAAUUGUAUAUAUAGAUACCAAUAUUAACUCUCAAAAUGUAAUGUUUUAUAUUGUAUAUUUUAUUUUAUUUUAUGUAUGCUUCAAUUAAUAUGAACAUAUUGUUAUUUAGCAAGUCUAUGCUACAUAGUCUUAUACAUAUAUUUUUAUACAUUUAUAUAAUGAAAAUGUUCCUUUAUUAUUUCUGUCAUGAGUAAAUCAAUGCUACAUAUAUUUAUAUACUUUUAUACAUAUUUAUAUACCUUUAUGUAUUUUAAAAUUUUCUAUGUUCGUUUAAUGUUUUACAUGACCACCCUUCCAUUCCUGUUUUUCAUCUAUUGUCAUACUCCUUCAUUAUUCUUCCUCCCAAUAUAGUGGCAUUAUUAGUUCUAACACUCCCAUUCCCCUCCUACUUUGACUCUGACGACACGAUCAUUACAUGCCGCCGUCAAUCAUUCUCACCCCAAGCGGCAUAAUCACUAUGCUUGCCGCACCUCCAUCCUUCCCCUUCUGUAAGGCACAUCCCCCUCACACCAGCUAAUAUUUACCCACACAACUACAGUUCCCAAUGGGCUUUGCUCCUAUUACUGCUGGUCACGUGAUGACCCGUUUUUAACUCAUAUUUCACUACACAAGCCUUGUUUAAAUAUGUAUUUAUACCACUAUGUUUACAUUUGUAUACUCUAUGAAGUUCUUAUGUGUUUUAAUGUUUUUAUAUUCUGUCUCCUGAUUGGCUGAUACAACUUUUGGCUCCAAUUUUACAUUUAUAAGCCUUUAUUUAAACUCCUUAUGCCAGGUAUGAUGUCUUAUACCAUUUUGAAGAAGCCUUAUUAGGUGAAACGCGUUAAUGGUUUUAAAUUUUGUAUUUUAACAAUAAAAGUUUUUUGGUUACUCUUUUUCUGUACCAAUUCUCUUUUUAUUGUAUUUUAUAUGCACUUUUUAUUUUUACUCUUCCUGGCACUUUUUACUAUAUCCUGUACUCAAGCAAUCUGAGGUGGGGAUUAUUCCACCAAUGCUGUGUAAAUAGAGCAGUAUCUUCUGCUCUAUGCUUGUGAGUAUAUUAUAUAUAUAUAUAUAUAUAUACAUAUAUAUAUAUAUAUAUAUAUUAUCACUCAUUCGUUACAUAUUGAGAGCACUGUUGCUGUUUUUAUAUAUCCUGGAACACUGAACAAAUCAGACUGGAUUGACUGACGUACCUCUCCAAUGUAUCCUAUAGCAGGGAUUAUAACGCCAAACGCCCUUCACUCCAGAGCUGGUUAGAGCACUCAUAAAUGUGAGUUUAUUAUCUUCUUUUUACUAAUUUUUACCAUUGGAUCUAGACUAUAUCACACUAUUGGCUGUUUGUCGUGUUUUCCCUUUGUCUCUCCACAUAUACGGAUAUUUUAACCAUCCGGACGGAUCAACUCCUGAGGAUUGCACCCCUACCUUAUCCUGAUAUAUUAGUGAGACUUUUAUAUGACUUUUAUCUGAAUAUUUUAUUAUCCGAAUGGAGCAACUCCUGAGGAUCUCCCCCUUUUAUCUGUUGUCUUAGCGAGAUAUUUUACCAAUUUUUAAAUGGAGAUAAAACAAGGCCUACCUACUUGUUGUUUUAUCUCCAUUUAGACCAUUUGGUCUGGUUUUCUUUGGUAUAGACUACUGUAACUAUCUCUGUGCGCAGCCCUUACGCCUUUCACAUCUUUCACCUUGUUUUUAUUAGCGUCUUGAGGGAUUCCUUUUUUUGGGUUGCUGCCCCUUAUUCUGUUAUUUAGCGCUGACUCUUCCCCUCUGUUCUCAUCAAGUUCAACCAUAAAACAUUUUUUUUAUAUUGUUGAUCCAAAAGAAGGCAAAAAUCCUAAUUGAAGCCAUUUCCAAUUAUGCUACACAAAUGUGAAACAUUCUUUCUCAGAUUUCUCCUUGGAAAUGAGAGAAAUUUCAAUGUAUUCUUCCUGUGAAAAUAUUAUAUAUGUAUAAAUAUAUCAAUGACCUGCUUACAUAAAUAUCAAUUGUCAUAAACGUUAACUCGCAAGUUGGAGUAAACUUGGAAUUAAUAAUAACAUUAAUAACUAAAAAUAAUAACAAAAUAAUAACUUAAAAACUGAGUGUAAAGUCCACACUCCUUGCUUUUGGCAAUUCAAUAAUAUUUAUUAAUAGAGGCUAAUCAAACAAAUAAACAAUACAAAUACAUUUGAAAUAAGCUAGUAUAUGUUACUACCAAAACUAGUCAUUGAUUGAAUGGAAAGUAGAUUAAAUUAACAUAGUAAAACAGGCAUAGACACCUGAUACAGUUGCCACUCCAUUGAUCAUCUGCUGAGAAUAAGAGAGAGAGAGGGUGUGCAUAGUGGGGAGAGGGAAUAGAGAGAAAGUGACGGAGGAGGGUAAAUUCAAAGAGAGAGAAUGUGCUACACAUUUAACAGGGCAUUUAACAGGUUAGCCCUUCCUUCUGCUGGACACACCUCCCUCAGUCAAUCCCUUAGGAUGUAACAGAACCAGAGUGCCUCCUGGGGGUAGGGGGAUUGCACUGGAAGGGAAUGUAGGAGGAGUUUAUCAACAACCUAACUGGUUUUGCCUGGUGAAAGGUCAAGUGCUUCACAGAGGACUUCAUUAUUGCCUAAGGGUAGAAUGGGGCUUGAAUCCCUGUAUUAGAACACAAUAACACUUCAUUGGCAUACAGUUUGACUGUUAAUCACUUCCCCCACAUUUAUUACAUCAAUUAUACCCUUGAAUAUUCUGUUUAUGCAAAAAAGCAUCCAGGCCUUUUUUUUUUUUUAAAUAUCUGUAGAAUCUGAUAAGACAAUCUCUUUAGGCAGAGAAUUCCACAUCUUUAUUGUUCGUAUUUAAAGAACCCUCUCCUCUGUGCAUUUUAUUUCAGCAGUUCUCAAAAAAAAUGUUGGGGCAUUAAUUAAUCCCUUAAAGAUGGAGACAACUGUUCAAAUUCUGACCAAAACAAAAACCAGAUUUUGAGCUGUAUGUUUGUUAAACCAUAAUUUACCUCUUUCAUAUUAGGUGAACCCACACUUAUUAUACUUAAUUUUGUUCUGAAGAAAUAGGGCUUUCAUUUCACAUCAAAUAUUUAUAUAUGGAGCACAAUUGAAUAUGAAUAACAUCUUUUAAAAAAAAAGUGUGAGAAAUUUUAUAAAUCAAUGGUAAGACCCCACUCCAACUUGAAUAUGCCGUGAAAUUUUGGGCACCAGUUUAAAAGAAGAAUAUUGCAGAACUGAAAGCCAGCUACAAAAUUAGUAAGGGGGAUGGAAAACAUUAGUUAUAUUAAAAAACAGAGGGUUGGAGUUUAUAGCCUAAAAAGGUAAAAUACAUAAAAAAUCUAUAUAAAAAUAUAAAAAAAUGUAUAAUAUAUAAUAAUAUCUAUAAAAAAUAUUGAAUACUACUUACAAGUUCUGAUACCUAAAAGGUUAAAUGUGGAGUUUGAAAUAAACCAAUUUUUGUAAAAUACGGUAUCAGAACUUGUAAGUAGUAUUUACUAUUUUUAUAGAUAUUAUUAUAUAUUUAUUUUUAUAUAGAUUUUUUAUGUAUUUUACCUUUUUAGGCUAUAAACUCCAACCCUCUGUUUUUUAAUAUAAACUUUUAAAUACUUCAUUUUAUGACUAUUCUUAAUUUACCUGGUAAAUUUAUAUUACAAAGUUUUUUAGUUACCCCCUCUUUUCAAGGAAUAAAAAGAAUUUCCUCUAUUUCCUUUUUUCAGACUUCAAAAUACUGUGUAUGUAUUGUUAAGAUUAAAUUGAUAAUAAUUCAGUGGCAUAAUUUAGGCCCAUGAUGUGAAUACAUUGCCCCUUUAUAAUGAUUAUUCUCUUAAUUCCCAUUUAAAUAUUGGUGCCAUUACACCUAAGGGCGAGAGUCUACUGCUUUCCAAUAUUAAAAAUGGACUCCACACCCUUAAGCACUCAUAAUUGUCAUCACAUGAUAACAUCAGACGUUAUGACGUCUUGCUGCAACGUCCGGAAUAGGAACACCGGAAGUGACGCGAUGUGACCCCGCGAAGUAUCACGGCUAUAUAAGAAAGAAUGGACGGACUACAAUUAUGCACUUGAAAAAGACUUUUAAUAUAAGUCGAAAUGCGUUGUGCCCAUAUAUUUUAUAUUGUUAUUUUAAUCUUAUGUAAUUCCUCUUCCAAUAAUUAAAUAUUCCAAUAAAUUACUUUUGCACUCAAAGGAACACUAUAGUAACCUAAAUUACUUUAGCAAAAUAAAGCAGUUUUAGUGUAUAGAUCAUUCUCAGCAAUUUCACUGCUUAAUUCACUGUCAUUUAGGAGUUAAAUCACUUUGUUUCUGUUUAUGCAUCCCUAGCCACAUCUCCCCUGGCUAUAAUUGAGAGAGCCUGCAUGAAAAAAAAACUGGUUUCACUUUCAAACAGAUGUAAUUUACCUUAAAUAAUUGUAUCUCAAUCUCUAAAUUGAACUUUAAUCACAUACAGGAGGUUCUUGCAGGGUCUAGCAAGCUAUUAACAUAGCAGGGGAUAAGAAAAUCUUAAUUAAACAGAACUUGCUAUAAAGAAAGCCUAAAUAGGGCUCUCUUUACAGGAAGUGUUUAUGGAAGUUUGUGCAAGUCACAUGCAGGGAGGUGUGACCAGGGUUCAUAAACAAAGGGAUUUAACUCCUAAAUGGCAGAGGAUUGAGCAGUGAGGCUGCGGGGGCAUGUUCUAUACACCAAAACUGCUCCAUUAAGCUAAAGUUGUUCAGGUGACUAUAGUGUCCCUUCAACACAAGCCUGGAAAUCGAAUCCUUGGAAAGUGGCAGAGUUUGGGAGCAGUAUCUGGAGGUCUUAUAUUGAAGAGUGCUGAAAGUCUGAGCCUGCUAGAAAUAGGCUCAGCACCAUGUGAGUUCAACUAGUUAAACCAAUAUAACUGCAAAUGUUUUAUACAAACUGCACUAUGAUAUGUAUGUGUUUUAUUGCAGACGUUUUAAUUUAAUUUACUGUUCAAGAAUUUUCAGUGGUAACAUUUGAAUUGUUUUAAGUGUCAGUUCUCACCUAUUCACUCCUUUUAUUCUUGUAUUUAUUUGUGUUGUUUGGGUGACACAACAUUGGUGAUAGUAGCUACACUGAAUCACUUUAUUCCAUUACUGUAUUUUAUUUUGAUUUCACUUAUCUGUACCUCGCUUCAGACAUUCUCAGUUGGUUACUGCAGCCAGACAUAGAGCUCACAGAAUUGAGAGUCGUUUUCCGCCUUACCCAGAGCCUCAUCUCACACAAGUGGUUCAAGAACUUCAAGCACAAGCUGCAUUCCCCCAGAAUGCCAAUGGCACAGGGUCCACUUGCUGCUUAGCUUGUUCCUCUUGCUGAAAACAUGGUGGCUGCUUCUGAACCCCAAGUUAUGUUACCUGAAAGAUUUUCUGAUGACCGAGCAAAAUACAGAAUCUUCAUAAUGGCCUGUAAACACAUUUGAUUUAAAGCCUCGAACAUUUCAUUCUGAAUUCUCUAUAACAUCGCUCCAGUCAGGUCCUCCACAACAAUGGGCUAAUAAUUUAUUGCAUACUAAUGAUUCAGCAGUACAGUCCUGGGGUGCGUUCAUCAACACUAUGUCCUACAUGUAUGACAAUCCUAACCGACAAGAAACCGCAUAAACCACCAUCAAAGUCCUAAAACAAGGCCACAGACUUGUGGAAGAGUACAUCAUGGAUUUCAAAUGAUAAACUACUGACACGUCCUGGAAUGAGAACGGUCUAGUAAAUCAAUUUUGUAGAUUUCCGUAUUUAUUAUUGUGUAGAGCUUCUGCAGGAUAAUUUGCUCACUUUGGGAUUCCAAAUUCCUUUUAAGCCUUUAUGCAACAAGCUAUCUAUAGAGAGUCCCUGCCACAAGUCAAAUCAGCUCUCAAUUAGCCGCUACCAAUGCUACAGGAGGAAAACCUAAGCAGAUUGGUCUUAUUCAGGGUCAUCUUCCCACUGCUGAAUUGCAAAGGGGAUACAGGGAUAACCUCUAGCUUUAUUGUGGAAAGCCUAAUCAUACUGUGAAAUCAUGUAUUAAGAAUACAAAAACUCAACGGGGUAAGUGGGCCUCUCAUAGGAUACAAACAUCUGCUGCAGUCACUGCUACAUCUUCUUUAUUUGUUUAUCUUCUGUUACAGGGGAACAGGAUUCCCUAUGAUUGUCAAGGUUUUAUUGACUAAGGUGCCAAUAGCUGCUUUAUUGACUUUGUCACCCAAGCUCUUUCAAUACCUGUCAUAGAUAAAGGUAAACAUACAAGCUAUUGAUGGUUCAGAAAUCCAGCCCUGUUUCUCAACAGACUCCUCGUGUUCAUGUUACUAUAGGUGAAACUGUAUCAUUUGAGCUAGUAUAUUUUUUCCAGUUAUGUUGGGUAUACCUUGGUUAUGCACUCUAGGGAUCGACCGAUAUUGAUUUUUCAGAGCCGAUACCGAUACCGAUAUUCUGUGAACUUUCAGGCCGAUAGCCGAUAUAAUUUGCCGAUAUUCUGUACAUUUACCAUUUUGGAAAAUAAAAACUAUUUCUAAAGGUAAAUGCACAAAAUAUACAUGCCACGUGUAGUGGAUGCAGUGUGACAGGGGAGCUGUGUGUGUUUGUGUAGUGUGUGUGUAGUGGAUGCAGUGUGACAGGGGAGCUGUGUGUGUUUGUGUAGUGUGUGUGUUAUGGAUACAGUGUGUGUUUGUGUAGUGUGUGUGGAGGAUGCAAUGUGUGUUUGUGUAGUGGAUGCAGUGUGUAUUUGUCUAGCGUGUGUAGUGGAUGCAGUGUGUAUUAGUGUAGUGUGUAUAUAAUGAAAGCAGAGUGUUUGUGUAGUGUGUGGGUAGUGUGCGUAAAGUGAAUGCUGUAUAUACUAAAUGCAAAGUGUGUGUAUAUAAUGAAUGCAGAGUGUGUGUGUAUUUGUGUAGUGUGUGUAUAGUGAAUGUAGUGUGUUUAUAUAAUGCAGAGUGUGUGUGUUUGUAUAGUGUGUGUAUAUAAUGCAGUGUGUUUGUGUAGUGUGCAUUAUAUAAACACACUACACAAACACACACACUGCAUUAUAUACACACUACACAAACACACUGCACAAACACACUACAUAAACACACACCGAAUUAUAUAAACACACUACACAAACACACUGCAUUAUAUACCCACACUACACAAACACACACUGCAUUAUAUACACACACACUAUACAAACACACUGCAUUAUAUACCCACACUACACAAACACACUGCAUUAUAUACCCACACUACACAAACACACUGCAUUAUAUACCCACACUACACAAACACACUGCAUUAUAUACCCACACUACACAAACACACACUGCAUUAUAUACACACACUGUACAAACGCACACUGCAUUAUAUACACACACUGUACAAACACACACUGCAUUAUAUACACAGUGUGUUUGUGUAGUGUAUGUGUAUAUAAUGCAGUGUGUGAGGGGGCAUUUUUUAUUAAAUUAUUUAAAAAAAAAUUAUAAUUAUUAUUUAUUUUUGUUGUCCCCCCUCCCUGCUUGUUACCUGGCCAGGGAGGGGGGAUAUGACAGUCCCUGGUGGUCCAGUGGCUGAGCUUUGGGGGGGCGGAGAGCAAGCGCUUACUCACCUCCCAGCAGCUCCUCCAGCUCCCCAGUGCAACUCUCGCGGCCAGCGUGUCACGCGUAGCGUUGCCAUGGUGAUCCAUGGCAACGCUCUGACGGCCGCGGGUCUCGCGAGAGUUGCACUGGGGAGCUGGAGGAGCUGCUGGGAGGUGAAUAAGCGCUUGGUCUCCGCCCCCCCAGGACCGCCGGGCUUGUAAUGAGCCUGGCGGUCCUAGGAGGUAUUAUCGGCAAUAUCGGUAUCUGAAUUGGCCGAUACCGAUAUUGCCGAGAAUACCGAAUAUCGGCCGAUUAUAUCGGUAAAACCGAUAAUCGGUCGAUCCCUAAUGCACUCAUGGCCCCUGCAUCUCCUGGUCCAAAGGUUGCUAGUAUGCUCUCAUCCCCUUACAAAAACUGCAAGUACAUUUCUGAUAAAGGCACAGACACUCUGCCCAACAGAAAAUAAUACGACUGUCCUACAGAUCUGUACCUGAUGGGUACAAAAUGGACCAUUUUUUGUGAGACAAUUCACCACUACCAUAAUGGUAUUGUAGCCUUGUGAUUUUGGUAGAUCAACUAUGAAAUCAACCGAUAUGUGUCCAGUGGCGUUGAGGGUUUCAACAAACCCGUGGUUCUUGUAUUAGAAGUUUUGAAUCUGGCAGAUACAGUACCAUAACUGACAAAUCUAGAUAGAAGACUUCACGAGAGCAAAUAGAGAGGGAUCACCACAGGGUGCACACCAUUUAUAAGCCUUUAAGAAUAGAAAGGACAGAUUAGACUUUACCAAAAUAAAAUCUGAAAAAGCUAGCUCAGUUCUGAAACAGUAUUCUUUGGACAGAUUAAACAAAGAUCAACCUGUACUGGAAUUAUGGGAGGAAAAAAGUAUGGAGAAGGCUUGGAACGACUCAUUAUCCGAAGCAUACCACAUCAUCUGUAAAACACGGUGGAAAAGUGGGAUGGCAACCCAGGAGUUUUUUAAGGCAAUGGCCGAGAUAAUAACUUGCAUGUAUUUAAUUGGCUUAAGACAAAAAUUAAGAUAGAAAGACCCACGAACAAACAACUGAAGACAGCUGCACUAAAGUCCUGGCACAGCAUCACAAAUGAGAAAACCCAGCGUUGGUGACAUCCAUGUGUUCCAGACUUCAAGCAGGCAUUCCCUGCAAAGGAUUCUCAACAGAGUAUUGAAAAUUACAAAUUUUAUUUAUGAUUGUGUUAAUUUGUCCAGUUAAAUUUGAGCUCCUGAAAUGAGGACUGUGUAUGAAAAUGGUUGCAUUUCCUAAACGUUUCAAACAAUAUUAUUGUUCAACCCAUUGAAUUAAAGUUUAAAGUCUGUGUCACAAAUGCACCCUACUCCAAGCGUUUGUGUGACGUAGUUGUGGUGGUGAAAGGGUUAAAGUUCACUAUUUAUCUGCACUAGACCAGAAAUAAUGAUACGAUCCCACUUAACACCACCCACACUUAACCAUAUUAAUAUAAAUAUUACUAUUUUAAUGCUGCCACCAAGGCAAUUUAUAAAUGGGGUGCCUUGGUCCCCCAGGUAACGUAAUAAUAAAAACCCACCAAAUACAACUAUACAAUAUUUAAGCAAUUGCAAAACACUAAUUAGUCUCUUCAGGUAACAUGAUUCUUAACCAGACAAAGGCAGAACUUAAUAAAGGAAUAUUUAUUAUGAGUAAAAAAUAGUCACAGUGCAAACAAAAAUAUAGAUGACAAUCAAAUUAUUUACAUUAACAACAGAUAAAAAUCAAAGAGGAUAAAAUAACAGAAGUCCUAAUCACUUACUCUGGUUUUCAAAGUAAAACUUCUGUCCAGGGGAUCUCUGGCAAGGAAGAUGGUGACUCACUCAAAAUUAGAUUUUAGCCCCAAGCAAGUACAAUACAUAUUUCAAUAGCAUUGGAUAUAUAUCCUGUGGUUUACCAAGCCUGGCCCAGAGGUGGAGAUAAGCCUAUAGAGACAAUAAGUGACCACCCCCUUGUGUUCCAGACCAACAUUACUCCAAAUGUAAACAUCUCCUCUGAUGUACUUGCCACAGAAAUAAUAAUUACAUCUCCGAAUUUGUUACAAUGUUUCCAUUUCAUAGAUAUGUCACACUUGUAACUUGUAACCCAAUAUAGCGGACAUCACAAUCCCUUCCCAUAUAAUUAAGUUAAGCAAAUCGUGUUUAGGCUUGAUUAGAAGAUUGUGCUUGUCCCAUUCUAAAUAUAAUAAAAAAUUAAGGGUUUUUCUUGAAAGCUAAUGACUAUUCAUAUCAAAGGACUCCCUAUCUAAGAGGGAAUCAUGACAUAUGGCAAAUGACAGAGUUAGUUUAUACUGAAACCAGACUUCCAGGCCACUUAUGUGUGACUUCUCACACCGUACAGAGUAGCUCUGUUGGGGUCCCAGCUUCAAAGAGGAAUUUAGGGGUUUAUCAUAUUAACCCCUUUUGAAAUUGUCAAUACCACCUCUACCAGAUGGCAAUUCCCAUAUGCACUACACAAAUUACAUUAAAUGGCCAUAUUCUAAAGUGCAACAAUGAAUUAUGCACCCUUGCUGUCACAGUCUACAUCUUGGUUGAAACAUGUCAAAUUCAUUGUGGUGGCGUACAGAGCCAAAAUUAUAAAAGUUGAGUCAGUGUAAUUAUAUUUCCGGACCUAACUGUACAUGUCUUCUGUCACCUUUGCAUUUGGUAUUAAUGAUAUGCAGUGUAGCAGACUCCAUUCCCUUAUGUUCGCUUGUCUGUACCCCUUGUUUGUCUCCCGAAUGACUGGUGUGUGGUCCCCUGGUUAUGCCCCAACGAACACUGACCUCACCUGGCUGUUAACAACAAAUUAACAACUUGACACCUUCGCUGGAGUGCUUUCCCUGGGUGGCAGCCAUUCGUUUAACUAUUUCCGGCCUCGCAUCUCUGCGAAUCCAGGCAAAGAUGGUACUGCUGUCCAUCCUGCUUCCCGACCAACUAGACAAACGGCGUUCAGGAGAUAUGAUCUAGCGAACAUGGGUAGCAUUCGCUCCAUAGCAGUCAGGGGGAGCGUUUGUCGUGUUCGCACAGGAACCCCCGAAAGCUAUCCCCUUGUGGCCGGUCGGUCAAAACUUUAGUCAAACUGAACUUUCAUUUCACCAACCAAUUGGAGUGAUUUUUGGAUAUGUUGUGCGCCCAGGUCAGGGCUAUUCAGGAAUAUGAUUUUUGUGGGGUUCCUAUAUUCUUUUCGUGUAUUUUUGGGAUAUGUUAAAAAUGUAUGUACAUUUGUGUAUUUGAGAGAUAAUUGAGUUAUCCUAAUUUGAGCUAAAUUAUCUCUCAAACACAAAGGCUCUUGGGAAACAAAACCUUGUGUUCUUGAGGUGGAAACCCCAUGCUAGGGACAAUGCAUAAAAGCCAUGUGUGGCAGAAUAAACUUCAGUUGUUCUCCCAGUACUGUGUGUCGUCCAGUUACUGUGGAGAAGGUGGGCUAUUUACUUGGAGGUAUCUUGUUCCUGAUUCUACUCCUUGUGAUCCAGCAGAGGAAAGUCCCUGUGAGGACUAGGACUCUGCUACAUUCAGUUCUUAGAUCAUCUAGGUAAAGCCCAGGCUCCUAAUGGCACAUAUCUAUUACUAAGCUCAAUGGUCCAAAACCUUUUAUACCUGGUGUCAAUAUGCACAAAAAAUAUUCUACUGAACCACAAGUCAAUUAUGAGAACUUCCUUCUACACAUUCAUUUGCACUCACAGAACCUGUGGUUUCCAGUUUACUCAAAGCUCCUGGGCAGCAGUGUACUUAAUAUAUCAACUGUGGUGUUUAUUAAAACUUCAGCAUAUUUAUCAAGUAUGAUUUGGUUACAAGUUUUAAAACUGAGGUGGUUGUUGUAAUUAAUUCUCCUUGACCUGUCUGCGGCUUUUGACACUGUUGAUCAUCAACAGCUUCUUCUCAUCCUCUCUCUCCUCUGCUCCUCCUACCUCUCCCAGCGCUCUUUCGGUGUUUCUUUCUCUGGCUCUGCUUCUUCUCUUCAACUCCUCUCUGUUGGUGUCCCCCCAAGGUUCAGUCCUUGGUCCCCUACUGUUCUCUAUCUAUACUGCCUCCCUUGGUAAACUCAUUAGCUCCUUUGGCUUCCAAUAUAAUUUCUAUGCGGAUGACAAGCAAAUCUACCUGUCCUCUCCUGAUCUCUCCCCGUCCCUCUUGACUAGUGUCUCUGACUGCCUCUCUGCUAUUUCUAACUGGAUGGCUGCCCACUUCCUUAAACUCAACUUGACUAAAACUGAAAUUCUGGUCUUUCCUCCCUCAAGUGUUGCUACUCCUGUGCAGGCUAGCUGCCUAGGUGUUCUCUUUGACUCCGACCUCUCCUUCACGCCUCAUGUUCAGUCUAUUGUUAAAUCCUGUCGUUUCCAUCUCAAAGACAUUGUGCACAUCCGACCCUACUUAACACCAGAUGCGACUAAGGUGCUGGUCCAUUCCACUGUCAUCUUUCGCCUUGACUACUGUAAUCCGCUUCUCAGUGGUCUUACGUGCUGCUCCCAACUUGUGCCAUUACAGUCCAUAAUAAAUGCUGCAGCGAGGCUCAUCUUCCUGUCCACCCACACCUCCCACUCCUCACCCUUCUGUCAGUCCCUUCAUUGGCUUCCUGUAAGAUAUAGGGCUCAAUUUAAAAAUUCUGGUUCUUGCUUUCAAAUCUCUACACCUAUCUAUCUUCCCUAAUACACAAGUAUGUCCCGUCUAGGCCCUUACACUCUGCUGAAGACUUACGUCUAUUUUCUGUCCGUACUCCCACCUCUGAUGCUCGCCUUCAAGAUUUCUCUAGGGCUGCGCCGUUCCUGUGGAACUCAUUUCCCCACUUCCCUUCUCCGUUAGAUGCUCACCCAGUCUCCACUUCUUCAAAAAAUCACUAAAAACCCACCUGUUCAUAAAAACGUAUCAAUUAAACUGUUAAUAGUGCCCGACUGAUUCCUCUCUUGCAACUGUCAUUAGUCUGAUACUAUCCUUACCUUUUGUGUCACUUUACCCCACUCCCUCUAGCAUGUAAGCUCAUUGAACAGCUCCCUCAACCCCUCUGUCCCUGUGUGUCCAACUUGUCUGGUUACAACUACAUGUCUGUUCGUCCACCCACUGUAAAGCGAUGCGGAAUUUGUUGACGCUAUAUAAAUAAUAACAUCAUCAUCAUAAUAAUAAUAAUAAUUGAUUGCGGUAUAUGCAGACUAUCCUUUGCUGUUCCAUUAUUGUUUUACUUUUUUUUUUUAUUAUUCUGUUUUUAUCUUUUGAUAAGUCUUGUGACUGGUUCUGUGCAUUAUGGCAUAAUGUAAUCCCAUCCUGGCAUGUGUGAUUUAAUUGAAAUGAAAAUAUGCCCAAGAUGGCAGCAAUAUAGAUUUUAGGCUGGAAUUAUGAGCUUAAUUCAUGACAUUUAUUUUAUUUUGAAUCAUUAAACAGAAUGAAUUCAGACUGGCUUAAAUGUUUAAGAAUUAGUUUUGGACUGUUAAUACGGACCAGGCUAUUCACUAGAGUGAAAAUUCAAAGUACAUUUCAAAAAGGACAAAGCAAGGACACAGUAGCCAAACUAGAAGCAAAUCUGAGUUAGAGAAUUUUUCCAGUUCAGCUAUCAUGGUAUCAGUGAUCAACCAAGUCUAAUACAUGUUAUUAAACUGACCUUAAUUUAAUGAAUUUGACAAUGCCAAAUUGCCAUUAACCCACUAAAAUGCUUAAUGACAGUAUAUCACUUCUUAAUCCCACUUACCGUAUAUACUCGUCUAUAUGAGUACAGUUUUUUGACCAACAGUUGUAAAAAUAGGCUAUGACUCAUGGAUGUCGAGGGUAAAACUUGGGGCUAUGAAAUUCUGUGAUUUUUUUUAUAAUUUUGUCAGAUUUUACCAAGGUAAAGAUCCUGGAACAAUCAAACAGUUACGGUACCUACUUCUCUGCAUCUCAUUGCACACGCCUAGCCCCAAAGCUAUUAGUUGACCAUGCCUGAACGUGGCAGGCACAUGCGGCUAGCAUUAUCUCGUUAGCUAGUGGUCCUGCUUGUGGCUCACCAUCAGCUGCGAUGGCAGCAGCAUUCGCCGCACUGUACACCCUGUUCCAAAUUAUUAUGCAAAUUCUAUUUAAGUGUCACAAAGAUUAAAUAUUUUGUUUUUCAGUUUAACUCAUAGAUGGCAUUGUGUCUCAGGGCUCUUUUGAUCACUGAAAACAAUCUUGGACACCUGUGAUAAUUAGAUUGCCAGGUGAGCCCAAUUUAAGGAAAAACUACUAAAGGAGUGUGUUCCACAUUAUUAAGCAAAGCACCAUUUGCAUGCAAUAUGGGGAAGAAAAAGGAUCUCUCUGCUGCCGAAUAGAGUGAAAUAGUUCAAUACCUUGGACGAGGUAUGAAAACAUUAGAUAUUUCACAAAAACUUAAGCGUGAUCAUCGCACUAUUAAGAGAUUUGUGGCUGAUUCAGAGCACAGACGGGUUUGUGCAGAUAUAGACACAUUGAGGAAGAUUUAUGCCAGAUCCAUGCAUCGGAUCAAGAGGGCAGCUGCUAAAAUACCAUUACAUAGCAGCAAACAGAUAUUUGAAGCUGCUGGUGCCUCUGGAGUCCCACGGACAUCAAGGUGUAGAGUCCUCCAGAGUCUUGCAAUUAUGCAUAAACCCUCUAUUCGGCCACCACUAACCAAUGCUCACAAGCAGAAACGGCUGCAUUGGGCAGAAAAAUACAUAAAGAAUAAUUUUCAAAGAGUCCUGUUCACUGAUGAGUGCCAUGCAACCCUGGAUGGUCCAGAUGGAUGGAGUAGUGGAUGGUUGGUUGUUCCAACAAGGCUGCGAUGUCAGCAAGGCGGUGGUGGAGUCAUGUUUUGGGCCGGAAUCAUGGGAAGAGAGCUGGUCGGCCCCUUUAGGGUCCCCGAAGGUGUAAAGAUGACCUCUGCAAAGUAUGUGGGGUUUCUGACUGACUACUUUCUUCCCUGGUAUAGAAGGAAAAACUAUGCUUUCCAUAAUAAAAUCAUGUUCAUGCCACAAAGAUUACCUCUGCAUCGAUGGCUGCUAUGGGGAUAAAAGGAGAGAAAGUCGUGGUGUGGCCUCCAUCCUCCCCUGACCUCAAUUCUAUUGAGAACCUUUGGAGCAUCAUCAAGCAAAUGAUCUAUGAGGGUGGGAGGCAGUUUACAUCCAAACAGCACCUCUGGGAGGCUAUUCUGACAUCUUGCAAACAAAUUCAAGCAGAAACUGUCCAAAAACUCACAAGUUCAAUGGAUGCAAGACUUGUGAAGCUGCUAUCAAAUAAGGGGUCCUAUGUUAAAAUGUAGCGUGACCUGUUAAAAUGUUUAAAAAGUUAAAAUGUUGUUAUAAGUUUGAUUGAAAUAGCUUUUGAUUUCAGUAAAUAUGCUGCAAACACAACAAAUGACAAUUUGCAGUUCUUUACAAACUAUAAAGGGUUUGAAACUUACUGUAUGUAAUAAUUUGGAACAGUGCAUUGUAAGUUUUUUAUGUUUAAAAAAAAUACUGUUAUCAUUAGGAGGUUUGUUCAAUAAAAUUUUAAAUGUACUCUUAAUAGCUGAUAACAUGUGAAUUAUGCUGACUGUUAUUAACAUCAAUUAUUUAGGUAAAUGAGAAAAAUAUAAUUUGCAUAAUAAUUUGAAAUAGGGUGUAUACUAAAUCAUGGCCUGUGUAUGAUUGACUCCAGGCGUAUCACACCAUAUGCUUGUAUCUAGAUCUCCAUAAGUUAACACUCUGCAUACUCGAAACUAGCACUGACCAGUGUAUAAGUCUACUCUGUCUUUUAAAAUGAAGUUUACAACUAAAAUUUCUUGACGUAUAUACUGUAACUAAACAAAUAUGUCUAAAAUGUCCCUGUUAUUAUUUCUUAUGCAGAGGAUCUUUAGGUGCUUGGAAGUCUAAAUUUUUUGAUAACCCUCUUGAUAACUAAUAAACGUAAAUUGUUGAUUUUAAUUACCCGGAUAUAAAUUUGGAUAGAGGGACUAAUAGUUCAACAAAGGGAAUUAAGUUUUUAAACUUGUUAAAUUACACCUUUAUAUCAUAACUUGAACAAGCACCAACAAGAAAGGAUGCUUGUCUGGAUCUGGUUAUAGCAAAUAUUGCUGAUCUUUUGACCAACAUUCAUGUAGGGGAACACUUGGGGGAAAAAAAGCAAAUGCACAUGGGGUAUACUAAAACAUAUAAGUUUAAAAAGGCCAAUGAAAAUAAGAAAAGGGCAUUUAAAGCAUUUAAAUCUGACAAGUCAGAGGCAUCCUAUAAAAGAUAUAAGGAAGCCAUGGGCGUCCGCAGGAAUUUUUCCAGAGAUGGCAUAUUUUUAAUGAAUGACAUCCAUGCUCAGCCCCUUUUUUUGCAGGGCCAGACUGGGGCUACCAAGCAGACCUGGAAAAAAAAUAACGGCUGAAAAGGGGGGGAGGGGUCAGGGCCGUGGUGGGGGGUGAGGGUUAAUAGGAAGGGCGAAGUGCAAUGGGGGGAGGUCAGGAUCUGUGGUGGGGGUCAGGACCUGUAGUAGAGGGGUUAGAACAUGUAGUGGGGGAUCAUAGGUUAUAAAAGGGUGUUAGGGGCUGUAAUGGGGGCUAGGGCCUGUAGUGGGUGCUUAGUGGCAAUAGUGAUGGGUUAUAUGUAGUAGGUGGUUAGAGGCAAUAGUGGGGGGUUAAAGGCUGUAGUGGGGUUUAGAACGUGUAGAGGGGGUUAGGGGCAACAGUGGGUUAGGACUUUUAGUUAGUGGUUAGAGGCAAGAGUGGGGGAUUAAUAGCUGUAGUGGGUGGUUAGAGGCAAGAGUGGGGGAUUAAGGGGGCGGGGCCUGACCGCCAUGCUGACCGGUCGCAGGCUAGAGAGGCUCCUGACACAUUUGGUCCCCUAUGGCACAAAACUUUAAAAAUAAAGCAAUCCGAGUGACCAGAAGCCGUCUUAAGCACCCAGGCAGAGGCCGGAGCCACCGCAGUCCCUGAGAUCGGGAGUUCCAGAGCCCCCAGCAGGAGAUAUGGGACUUUGGGGCCUGCGGCCUAUGAGGGUGGAGAGCGGGACGGACGGCCGCCGUCCUGCUUGUGAACCUGGCCACCCGGCAGCAGCCUUGCGAUGCACCUCGCAGGCCCCGCUUCCCCCCCCAUGGACCGGGGGGGUUAUCCCGGUCCCCAUCGGAGGGAAACACCGUCCUACAAAGGCCCUACAUCAUGCCUACUUGGAGUUACGCGCUACGAGCCAGGGCACUAAAAUGGCGGCGCCACGAUCUGUAAUGGAUGACGCAACCUCGCCUCUCUGCAGACGGAACCACCUUGCUGAGCAUCACCCCUACCGAACAAGCCUGCACACAACCCUGCCUUCCAGCUACAUGGCGAGGGGGCUGGGGCUGAAGAUGGAGGGCAGAGUCGGCAUGAGGGGCCCACGGAAGCUCCACUCACUCUACAAUGCCCAUUGACUACCCUCAACGCCCGCACACAACUAGACACCGCUAACCGAGAUGCAACUUGCCUCCAACACGAGACUCUUAUGCAUAGUCCCCCAGGACUCAUCAGGAGGGCUAAUACCAGCCUCGGACUUACCGACUAUCUGCAGCACUCUGUGGACUGUAGCAUGUAUAGGGGCAGAUCUAUCUAUGGUGAUUUCAGUCACUAACACUCACCACAGCAUGUUAUACCGCUAUUUUAAUUAAGCUCUUUUCUAGCUGCUAGCCUCUGCCAGGAGCUUUGUUGGUAAGCGAUCCCACAUUUAUAAACUAGCUUAUCUGCCCAUGUUGAAGCAUGUUACUCCUAUCACUUAAACAUACCAAUAGUGCAAGUACUUAAAGCAUGUAUCCAGUAAAAAGCGUAAACAGAAUAUAGUGCUUGCACAUAGCCUUAUCUAUGUACCUAUUUUAUGAAAACUGUACAUUGCCUAGCGAAUACCCUACCUGAUAUCUAGCUAUGGUUUAAGCUUGUUAAUAUAAUAUAAAAUGAGGUUGACAAUCCUAGGAGAAUUCUGUAAUAUGUUACGAUGACCCUAAUCUGUACAACUCUUGCAAGUCUCCCUCUCUUUUUUCUGUACCACCAUAAUCACAUGCCUCAAAAAAUAAAGAAUUCAAAAAAAAAAAAAGAGUGGGGGAUUAAUAGCUGUAGUGGGUGGUUAGAGGCAAGAGUGGGGGAUUAAGAGCUGUAGAGGGUGGUUAGAGGCAAAAGUGGGGGGGUUAAGGGCUGUAGUGGAGUCUAGUACUUGUAGUGGGUGGUUUGGGGCAAUAGUUUGGGGUUAGGACCUCCCCCCCCCCUAAGCUGUACCUCUGUCUCCAUUAACCAUUUUUAACCUCUUCCUCCUCAAGCACCAUUUAUUUCUGCUCUAACUUACCUCUCUCUUGAGUCUCUGCUCUCUUUCUCUCCACCAGCCCCUGAGCAGCAAGCCUCUGCAGUAAUCUGUAGUGUUUCCUCCUGCAGGCAGCUCCUCCUUGCAGAGCUUACUACACAUGCCGGGAGCACACAGCAUGCGUGUAGAAGGAGGAGGGGAUGUCACUCCCUAUCCCCUCCUCGUAUUUAGAACUGAGCACUCCUCCCUGCACACAGAGAGCAAGACCUGGCAGGGAGACUUGUAACACUGCUAGGUCUCGCUCUAUAAAGAGGGGUGGAGGGGAUGGUUGACACUUCCUGUCAGAGGAUCUAUUGAUCUCUAUGCCACUUGAUCAGCAGCAGGCUUUCCUCUGAAGCACCCUAGUGAGCUGUGAAGCUCUGGCCCUGGGGGUGGAAGAAAGCUGAAAAAUCCAGGUGGGGCAAGUGCCCCAUCUUACCCCCUUCUGCGGAUGUUCAUGAAGGAAGCCAAUAAUGCAUGCAAAAAGGCAAUUAGAUCUGCUAAACUACAAAAUGUGGGAGUAAUAGCAAAAGGGAGAAAAAGAACAACCCCAAAGCAUUUUUUUAAGUACAUAAAUUCUAAAAAAGAUGAAAGUACACUGAAAACCAGGUUGGGGCGUUAAUUAAAGAAGACGAGGAAAAGGCAGACAUUUUAAAUAACUAUUUCUCCUCAGUGUAUAUUAAGGAAGAACCUAUGGCUAUAGAUAUGAAAAUGAUUGCUUGGAUGAUGCAAAAGUUGUGAUUGGAUGACUGCAGCAACUAAAGAAAGGGAUGCGCAAAUUGUAUCUCACUACACCCAGUACAUGCAGUUCCGGGUGCUGGGCAGGUUGUUGUUUUUUUCUUUUAGGCCUGUUACGAGCUAGCAGCAGAGGUUUUUUUCCCCUAGGAUCCAGGUCCCCCACACAGCUGCAGGGGACUUGAAUCUACUUUGAGGCAUCCAGGGCCAGCGUGUCCAUAAGGCAGCACAGCCGGCCACCUUAGGGUGCACCGGCUCUGGGGGCGCAAGAUUCGAGUGACCGACAGGAGGAAAGCGCACAGCGCUCCCUCCUACCAGUCACUCAGUGUAGCGUGGCUGAGAGGACUAUGAUACAGGAGCUUCAGUUUUUUUGUGCUUGGCCAGACUGACAUGAAGUUGAAGAGGAUAAACUACUAAGGGAAGAACAACUAGAUGCAUACUUACAAAAAUAUAAUAUUUAAGAAUAUAAUUUUUCACUUGUAGGGUAUUAGCUUCUAGAUCAAGGGAUAAGGCGGACUGCCAUUCUGGGGUCAAGAAGGAUUUUUUUCCUAGUUUGUUGCAAAUUUGGAUAUGCUUCAAACUGGGUUUUUUGCCUUCUCUUGGAUCAACAGCAAAAAACAGAUGUGUGGAAGGCUAGAUGGACACAUGUCUCUUUUCAGCCUAUGUAACUAUGUAAACUUUAUUUUCUACAGCCUCCUUCUACUAUUAUGUCAUAAGGCAGAGGUAAACAGCCUAUCACACAUUGGCGGAUCCAGGGGGGGGGCAACGGGGCAAUUGCCCCCCCCCGAGAAAUCCGCCGGUCUCCCUCCCCUGCCUGCCGUGCAAUGUGCCUGCGGACCGGGGAGGAAGAUCACAGAUCUCCCUCCCCGGUCCGCAACCACUGUGCUUACAGCCGGCGGGGGAGGGAGGGAGUGAGAGAGGACCCGGAGCUCAGCCUGCAGCUCCUCCGGGUCCUCCUCUCUCGAGAUUUGGAGCGUUGCCGCGGUUACCACGGCAACGCUCCAAAUCUCGCGAGACUGAACUCUAGCCCGGGAGCGCGGGCUAGAGUUCACUCUCACCACUGGGACCACCAGGGAAUCACCACUGGGACCACCAGGGAUCGGAAUAUGUCCCCCCUCCUCCCCAGUAAAGGUAAGAAGGGAGGGGGGACAUAGGAUAUUUAUUUUAUUAAAUAAAAUAAAAAAAAAAUAUUAUUUAAAAGCCUCCUUCCCCCCCAUUACACACACUGCCCCCCCCAUACCACACACUCCCCCCCCAUACCACACACUGCCCCCCAUAUCACACACUGCCCCCCCAUACCACACACACACUGCCCCCCACACACACACUGCCCCCCACACUGCCCCCCAUUACACACACUGCCCCCCAUUACACACACACUGCCCCCAUACCAAUACUAAUUCCCCAUAUCACACACUGUCUCCCCAUUACACACACUGCCCCCCAUACACACACCGCCCCCAUACACACACCAAGUUCCAUGUCUCACACACUGCCCCCAUACACACACUGCCCCCCAUACACACACUGCCCCCAUACACACACCGCCCCAUACCAACAAUACCACACCGGCCUCCAUUACACACACUGCCCCCAUACACACACUGCCCCCCCAUACCACACACUGCCCUCCCCAUACCACACACUGCCCCCCCCAUAUCACACACUGCCCCACAAACACUGUCCCCAUACACACACACUGCCCAAUACACACACUUCCCCACAAACACUGUCCCCCAUACACACACUUCCCCAUGCACACACACACUGACCCCUCAUACACACACCAAGUUCCACAAACACUAUCCAUAGCCAAUAAUAAUUGUCCCAAUACACACACUGCCCCCAUACACACAUUGCCCCACAAACACACACACUGUCCCCAUACACACACACUGUCCCCCAUACACACACUGUCCCCAUACACACACUGCCCCACAAACACUGUCCCCAUACGUACAUUCCCCCAUACACACACACUGACCUCCCAUACACACACUGCCCCACAAACACUGUCCCCAUACACACACACUGCCCCCAUACACACACUUCCCCACAAACAUUGUCCCCAUAUACACACUGCCCCUCCAUACACACACUGUCCCCAUACACACACACACUGCCCCACAAACACUGUCCCCCAUACACACACUGUCCCCAUACACACACUGCCCCACAAACACUAUCCCCAUACACACACUGCCCCCCAUACACACACUGCCCCACAAACACUGUCCCAAUACACACACUGCCCCCAUACACACACUGCCCCACAAACACUGUCCCCAUACACACACUGCCCCACAAACACUGUCCCUGACAUACACUGCCGCACUCACACACUUCACCCUUAACACACACCACUGCUCCUAUACCCUAUAUCCCAGCAGACCCCAGGUAAGUUGUCAAACUGUUCUUAAACAGUAUGACUACUUACUCUGGGGUGGAAUCCUGGCACUACUGACACCAUAACUACUACACUGAGCUGUAGUAGUUAUUGUGCCUGGAUUAUUUAUUUAAAUAAUCUACAAGUGCCCCUCCCGAGAUCAGGCUCUGGAUCCGCCACUGCUAUCACAUAUGUGCCGACUAUGGCACUUGAGGUGCCUUUGCAUGGCACUAACAGCUGCCAGAGCCAAACAUGCUCUGGCCUAUCAGGAGUCCCAAUGGAACUUCAGAUAUUUGCUAGUGCAACCUGAGCGGUGAUUGCCGGUGGGGAGGGACAAUCGUCAUUUUAUUCACUACAGCACUUGUGAUCUCAGAUCACUUCCUCCCAGCACUUGUGAAUGGGAAUCUGCACUGGAGUAGGUGAGCCUGCAGCAGCUCCUGCCGUUGACAUGUACCUGGCCAGUUGCAGCAUUAUUUAUGAUAGCUCUGUGCCACAUUCACAGGGGACUGUGUUAAUAACAAAAUGUUGAAAGCAAGUAAAGUGCAUCUGAGUAGUCUCUUGGCAUUUGAAGGGUGUUCAUACAACCUGAUCUAUAAAUGUUCUUGUCCUAUUUUAGAUAAAAACAUAAUGUUUCAAGCUUGAUUUUGUUGUACUUCAGUAAUCAUUGACUACAUGUGUUACCAUGUAGGUAAAGGAUCACUAUAGUGUCAGGAAAAUAAACCCGUUUACCUGACACUAUUUAAUCCUUGGGGAUAAUCCAAAGUAGUCUGGGUGCCUAUAGUGGUCCUUUAAGUGCAGAGAUACUCUGGCAGUGUAGAAAGUCUUUUUAGAAGGCACAAUCAGCACCCUUUGCUGGAGGCUAAUGGUUUUUGGGUUACCUAGAGCUGGCUUACAGGAGUUGGGAAACAGAUUGUCAGAUAGGCAUACAGAAAGAUAUAUAGUAUCCUUGCCACAUGUAUUGCUGGUUGUUCUCUUCCUCCAGUCUGCAGCCUCUGUUUCCUAGUAGCUCAACUCCAGAGUCAAAGUACGUACUGGGAGACAGAGGCCAAUCCAUGAACACAUUAUGUGAAAAAGGGACGACGUGGCUAAGGAGGCACGAAACCUAUUGUAUUAUAUUUUAACAAAAUUAUCUAAUUUUGAAUAGGGAGAAAAAUAUAAAACCAAAACCAAAUGAGACUGUUAUUUUUGUGUUUACACCUUUUAGUCGAUAGAUUUUUCUCUAUAUUAUCAUUAAAUUAAACUUAUUUUUCAAUUUAACACUUUGUUCAGUUUUUGAUUUUGCGAAUGCUCCUUGUUGAUAUCUAAAGUAUAACAUAAUUCAUUAUGCAUUUUCCUUUGUUACAGGUCUCGGUUUCAGUGCAUACAUUGUAA
This is a messenger RNA of Pelobates cultripes (western spadefoot toad), 39684 nucleotides long. NCBI's taxonomy places the organism in Eukaryota, Metazoa, Chordata, Amphibia, Anura, Pelobatidae. The record is from the annotation of a GenBank genome assembly.